AUGUCAUCUGAGGACCUUCGCGUCAUUUUUGUCGGAAAUUCCCAAGUUGGCAAGACAGCAUUAAUGAACCGUUAUGUUGACGGUGAGUUUUCAUCCACUGAACAAACAACAGUGAACCCAAUCUUCACUCCAAAAUCAGCCACAUCAGCAUCUAGUAAGGAAAUCAUGAUGCAAUUAUGGGAUACAGCUGGGCAAGAAAGGUUUCAAUCUCUGAGUCAAGUUUUUUAUCGAGAUGCACAUCUAGCUGUGAUUUGUGUAGAUCUUAGCGAGCCUUCAACUAUUGAUACCAUAUCUCUUUGGAAAGAAAGAGUUCUCGCUCACGAACCGUCAUGCGCUCUUAUUGCUGUCGGAACGAAAUUAGAUUUAGUUUUUUCCGAAAAUAGAACUAAAGUAUUAAGUCAACUAUCAGAAAAAGCAACUGAAUGCCAAAUAUCUAGCUACUAUGUUACUUCCUCAAAGACUGGUGAAGGAAUUGAAGAUUUAUUUACUCAAAUUGCUACAUUAGGAGAAGAUAUUCUCUCUAAAAAGGUAAAUAAUGAUGAUGGUAAUAAAAGCGUGCGAUUAGAUGAUCAACAGGAAGGAAAGGCUAAACCACCUACAAAACCUUUUGAUAACUGCUGCAAGUAA
Molecule: messenger RNA, 627 nt
Organism: Trichomonas vaginalis G3
Lineage: Eukaryota; Parabasalia; Trichomonadida; Trichomonadidae
Product: GTPase protein
Exons: 1
Coding region: 1-627 (208 amino acids)
Molecular function (GO): GTPase activity; GTP binding
Source: RefSeq, a predicted model, not a curated record